UCGUCACAAUAUAACGCUACAUAAGCUUUCAGACGACAACAUCCCUAACCCGCAACUGUUACUGGCAUUACGGCAUAUGUACCAUCAAUUCACACAACAUGGUAUUAUGCACGGUAAUCCCAAAUUGCACAACUUCAUUCGCACCGAGCAUGGCGUUAUGGCUAUUAACCUUGAAUUUUCACAUCUUCUGCCCAACGAUAUCACAAAUAAGCACGAACUAGCUAGUCUGAUUGACGAGAUUGGAGCUGUGAUUAAUGUCACAUCGCUUGUACAAGCCAAGUCGCACCUUUUCCAGACCUCUAUGCCUAUGAUGGGAGGCAGGUCUAGGCUGACGGAUGACAAUCAUGAGUAGUAGGCGUCGUUGAUCAUUGCCGACGCCUGCAGACAGCUAGCUGUCUUGAUGCAAUCGCACUCUGCCCCCUCCUAUAUAAUCGAAUUGAAAUACUCCCAUAUGACAUAUAUCUAGAGUACCAAUACAACACACAACUACUCUUGCGGCAUAAUAGUCUACCUGUAAUCAGUCAGUUACCUACGCCCAGUAUCAAAGGGCAUAGCAGCUGCAACUCGCAACCUCCUCUUUAGCUUCGUUCCCGGUUCGGGCAUGAAAGCAUCGUCUCGGGAAGAGACCUGGGAGCUUGGCUGAAUAGGGCUCGAGGACGAACACCUAGAUAACCCGGCGCCCACUCCCCCCCGGACCCUCUUUCCGAUUACCCCGCUACCCCGCCAAAGCCUCGCGCUAAGCAGCGGCCACUGGUUAGCUCAGGACUCUAUUUCCUACUGAAUUAUAAAGCAAGAGAAAGAGAGAACGCGUGGUCAACCUUUCAGCAUAUCGUACUCUACAGCUAUACGACGAAAAGUCUAUCUUUCGUGGAAGCCGAUAUUUUCUAGGG
Xylaria bambusicola is the source of this 890-nucleotide messenger RNA. RefSeq lists its product as uncharacterized. The transcript has a single exon. The record is from RefSeq and is a predicted model, not a curated record. Lineage: Eukaryota; Fungi; Ascomycota; Sordariomycetes; Xylariales; Xylariaceae. The annotation marks the transcript as partial.